This is a messenger RNA of Lentinula edodes (shiitake mushroom), 1301 nucleotides long. RefSeq lists its product as uncharacterized. Bases 275 to 1198 code for a protein of 307 amino acids. The transcript has 6 exons. Lineage: Eukaryota; Fungi; Basidiomycota; Agaricomycetes; Agaricales; Omphalotaceae. The record is from RefSeq and is a predicted model, not a curated record.
AACGUCGUAUUUUAGCUGCAAUGAUCACUAUCUAUUACCAGUCAUACUGAAUAAUUUCACCUCCGGUGUCUGUGGUUAGCUGAGGAUGACAGAUCUCGAAUCAAAAGUCUUGCAUCUUCCAUCAACGAUUCAGUUGUCUGAAUGAUAUUGGUAUCUAUCACGGAAGCCUUCUCCCAGUAGCACCUGAUAAAAGUUAGGGCACAUAUAAGGCCGAGUAUUGUCCCCUCUACCAAGUUUUUCGGAACGUACACUCUCGCCUCAAUAGCCGAAACAAAUGAGUGAAGAUUCUCCUCAGCAGUUAGUGUGGAUGAUAACGGGAUGCUCGACCGGGUUCGGACGGCGCUUCGUACCCGCCAUCCUUCGCAGGGGAGACAAAAUAAUUGCUACUGCCCGGAACCUGUCCACUAUCGAGAAUCUGGCGACAGAAGUCUCUGAGCAAGGCCUUGAUGCCAAUAAUCUCAAGAUUCUUGAAUUAGAUCUAGAAUGGACCACAGCGAAGCUUGAAGGCGUCGUUAAAGAAGCGCUGAAUACCUGGGGCCGGAUCGAUGUUUUGGUUAACAAUGGGGGGGUCGGGAUGAAGAGCCUCAUCGAGGAAGCGGACGCCCGAUUAUUUGCCCGCCAGUUCCAGAUCAACAUGUUCGGGCACGUCGACGUCACGAACGCUGUACUUCCGUCUAUGCGUGCCAGAAAGUCGGGCACCAUUGUAGUACUCGGAAGCAGGAGUAGUUGGAGACCUGAACUGCCAGCAACUGGACCUUAUGCAUCUUCAAAAGCAGCUUUCACUGCGUAUGCGGAGACUCUUGCAACUGAGCUGGCUUUUUUCUCCAUUCGUGUGCUCAUCGUCCAACCCUCCAGUUUCCGAACUGAAAACAUGCUAACCUACCCGUACCACAACGACAAGCUUAUCCCCGAGUACGAUAUCUUGCGUGAGAAGGCUCUCGCUGGUGCAGGAAGCCUGCACGGGAAUCAACCCGGGGAUCCCGUCAAGGCUAUUGAACUAGUUGUCGAUGUAGUAAGAGGAGAAGGGAAGGCUAAAGGGAGAAAGUUCCCCAGAUAUUUGCCCCUAGGCUCGAACGCGGGACAGGCGAUCAAAGAGAAAACGGACAUGAUGAAAAGUGUGUUGGAGGAGUGGGGUGAUGUUAUCGGGAGUGAAUUAGAUUAUGAGACAGUUGGUGGAACAAAGAUGUGGUUUUCAUGAGAUACGGGAGAAUAUAAAUGAGGAAAGCGUACGUGGAUAUGUUGGUAUUUAGCAAGUACAUAGACAUGUUGGCUACAGAGAUACAUCAAAAGCACUGGGGGAU